This is a messenger RNA of Pelmatolapia mariae (spotted tilapia), 1659 nucleotides long. It is a transcript of the gene mrps5, whose product is annotated as mitochondrial ribosomal protein S5. Gene Ontology annotation, cellular component: ribosome. Gene Ontology annotation, molecular function: structural constituent of ribosome; RNA binding. The record is from RefSeq and is a predicted model, not a curated record. Gene Ontology annotation, biological process: translation. Lineage: Eukaryota; Metazoa; Chordata; Actinopteri; Cichliformes; Cichlidae. Bases 7 to 1224 code for a protein of 405 amino acids. The transcript has 12 exons.
UCCAAGAUGGCGGCAUCCAUCGGGGUGUGCUGUGCCCUCCGCAUCACACUUGGAGGUGCAGCAUCUCUCCGUGCUGUAGGAGGAGUUGUACAGGCAUCUCUCUUGGCAAGUCGAGCCUCAGCUGCGUCUCUGCAAAGACACUCUGCACUUUCACUGCUCCCUCCAACAACAUGGCAGCAAACAAGACACGGCAGCUUCUUCAACAAGCUAACGGCUGAAGAGCUAUGGAGAGGUGUGUUGGCUGAGUCCGGUGCUGGAGCAAGGAAGGGUCGAGGGAAGCGUACCAAACGCAAACUAAGGAGAGAUCUGAACCGAGGACAGACCAUUGGAGAGGGUCGUGGCGGUUUUCUGUGGCCUGGACUCAACAGUCCAGUGUUGAAGGAUGGCGCUUUGCAGAGCAUGAGCCGAAGAGGUGAAGCUGAGCAGCAGGAGGUUCAAGCUGAACUAGUGCGUCAGAGGGACGAGUGGGAGAGAAGGAGGAAGAUGAAGGUGAAGAGGGAGAGAGGUUGGACAGGAAACUCCUGGGGGGGAAUCAGCCUGGGGCCGCCUGACCCUGGACCCAAAGGAGAAACCUACGAGGAUUUCGAUUCACGUGUCAUCGAGGUGAAGAGUGUGUUCAACAUGACAGCCAAAGAAGGCAGAAAGAGGUCCAUCAGCUGCUUGGUCGCAGUGGGAAAUGGCAACGGAGCCGCAGGCUUUGCUUUGGGGAAAGCAGCAGACAGGAACACGGCUCUGAGGAAGGCCAAGAACAGAGCCAUCCACUACUUGUACUAUAUAGAACGAUACAAUGACCACACCAUUUACCAUGACAUUGAUUCCAAGUUUAAGAGGACGACGCUCCGCAUGAAAAAACAAAACAAAGGUUACGGUCUGCACUGCCACAGGGCGGUCAUCACUCUUUGCAAGCUGAUCGGCAUAAAAGACAUGUAUUGCAAAGUAGAGGGAUCAGUCAAUCUCCUGAACAUCACCCGGGCCCUCUUCACCGGAUUAGCCAGUCAGGAAACCCACCAGACUCUGGCUGACAAGAAGCAGCUCCAUGUGGUAGAGUUUCAGUCGCAGCGUGGCCUUCUGCCCAUGGUGGUGGCGAGUCCUAAAGACGGCGCACGACCCAACCCAGAGUCAGAGGAUGAGAUUCCCAACACCCGACUGCACUGGGAUGACGUACGAGCUGCACAGGGGUUGAAACGCUCGAUCUGGGCAGGUGUCAAACGCACCAUCUGGUAACGCGUGGGAAGGCUGAUGCUUGGAUAAGACCAAAGGAGACUUGAGUGGACUGAAGGAAGCCGAUAGUGUCAAAUGGAUUAUCUGACUUGUUUUUUUCUAGUAACAGUAUGUGUGGAACUUGUUUGCUAGAAUUUUGGUUUUGUUAACGUCUCAACACGUGAUGGAUUCUGUUUGUAAGAGUUUCAUUAUUUUCUCAACUGAGGUCUAAAGUUCAGUGCUUUUCAGUAUAACACCAACUUCAUUGUCCAUAUCAAACCUAUGAUACUGAUGCAAAAUAAUGACAGUCAAUGUUACAGCAGAAUAAAUAUUUUACAUUCUGACUCUUCUUGAGAAUCAAUUUUGAACUGUUGCAAAUUACAACAUGUGCUAAUAAUAAAGUGUAAAUCUAUUAAAAUCAUUGGGGGGUUUGUCCUUUUUGCUUUGGAUAUAUUUAGU